Gryllus bimaculatus (two-spotted cricket) is the source of this 3398-nucleotide messenger RNA. The record is from the annotation of a GenBank genome assembly. NCBI's taxonomy places the organism in Eukaryota, Metazoa, Arthropoda, Insecta, Orthoptera, Gryllidae.
CGUUCGUCAAAAUCCUCUUACCCACACAGCAAAAUUUUAAUUUGAAGUGAUGGAGACUAUUGAGCAGGAUGAAUUGCGAAACAAUGAAGUGUGACUGAGUAGAGAAUAAGUGUGUCCAUCAUCAAGGACGAAGAUAAGAAAUGCUUAUUCGUUCGAAGGAAUUUUUUCUUGGGAAUAUCAAUCUUAUGUCGAUUUUGAAUUAAUUGAAUUCGCACAAUGAUUGAAAACGACAUUGUGUUCCCAAGCACAAAGAUUUAGCUUUCAUUGCUUGUCACAAAGCAGUUUUGGCAAUCAAAAUAUGGUAAGAUUGUUCUUGAGCAAUAUAGCGUUAGUUGGUAGCAAUGUUGGAUAUCAGCUGGCUUGCAAAUGUUAAUUCACUUGAACCAUUGUGUGCGUGAAGUGUGUGUCGCUCGCAGUGAAUAUUAGCUGCCAGCUUACUAUCGUACAUCGUCAGGGGAGGUGAUAGCGAAUAGUGACGUGUGGAUAUAAUUUAAGUGUUUUGAUGUAGCGGGGGCACUAGUCUUUCGUUCGUCACUGUUUACACUCUUUCUUGUGGUCAAGACAGUAAAUCAGAUUGAAGGUCUACUUACUGUCUGUCACAAUGAAAGUCUUAGUUUUUGUAGUUGCCCUUUUUGCUGUAGCAGCGGGCGAAUUUUGUUAUAGUUCUACGAAAUUAUCAUGUGAACAAGAUACUACAAAAGGUGUAAACUGCACAGCUGCGUAUGGUUUGGCUCACAAUUACAUUCGAGACUUGCAAAUAUAUGCUAAUAUGCAUAUAACCAGAAAUUUCCAGUACUUAUUAAUGUCAAGUCAUUUUGGCAAUUAUAGAAAGGAGAGAGAAGGGUUUAAAAAACUGUACAGAAAAUUAUCUGAUACUGCUUGGCAAGAUGCAAUUGAUUUAAUAAAAUAUAUAGCUAUGCGAGGAGGGAAAAUGGAUUUUCAUUAUGAUGAAGAUGGAUCUGAUGUAACAAGAUCAACAAUAGCUAUGAGUGAAUUGGAAAGUUUAGGUAAAUCUUUGGACAUUCAAAAGAAGCUGGCUUUAAAAGCACAUGAAAUAUACAAAGCUUCUCACAGGCAUGACCCUGAGAUCAGUGACUAUGUGGAGGACAAAUUCAUGCAUAAGCAUGCUAAGACUAUUCGAAACCUUGCAGGGUAUACUCGUGACUUGUCUAGGCUGUUGGAAGGGGAAAAGGAUACAUCAGCUGUUGGGUUGAAACUGUUUAUUCUUGAUUCAUAUUUGGAGAAAGUUGUGUAAAUUUUUUCUUGAUGCUCCUAAUUUCUAAAUGUUAAAAUUAUGUCCACUCUUAUAAUUUGAAUUGUAGAUUCAAAAAAUUGUCUUGUGUUAAUACCAUCAAUUUUACUAUUAGGCAUUUGCCAAAAAUUGUCUAAAAAUGUUUGUUUUUUAACUGUUGUAAUGUAUAUUAUCCUUGCGUAGGUGCAAGUUUUUGUGAAAUUAGUGACGUACAAAAUUAAUUUUUACAUCAAAAUGAAGUUUGGAAUAAAUUUAAUAUUAAAAUUUUGAAGUUUUAGAUUUCAGUUUUGUCUUCAUUAGUUUUCAAAUGAUUCGAUAUGAUGAGACUGUUCAUCUUUCUGAAUGAAACCUUAACUGUUAAUUUUUAUACAAGCCUUGUUGGCAGUUGUAAAUCUGUAAUCUAUAUUAGUUAAAUAAAAUCAUGUUUUAAAGAUACACAAUGCCCUAAAUCAUUAAGUAUGUGUGUUUUUAACCCUUCAAUGCCCAGAGCUUGGAUUUGCGACUUUACUCUUAGUGGGCCUCAGAGGCCUGGUCUGAAUAAAACACUAAUUUGGGGCUGGGAUGAAGAAGUAAAUAAUGCAAUGAUUUUUAUUAUUAAAUAAAUUUGUAUUUGAAACUUUCAACACAUAUGGAAUUUUACAUAUUUCAUUUGCAACUGUAACAUAUAACUCCUUUUUUGAUGUUUUGGUAGAAGUUUGUUUUCGCCCAUAAAGCACCCCAAUUUAUUUUUUAUUUAUUAUUUUUUCUUUUCUUUUCCAAAUAUUCAAUAAAUAGCACUUGGCCUCUUUAUUUUCUUUGGAAAUGAUCUAUAGAACUUCCAAACUUUUGCCCCGGAGAAUCCAGAUGACUUGAAGAGCAUUUAAGGUUUGUUUGAAGUUUUAAGGGUUUCUCGUUAAUCUUUUCAGAUUAGCACAGGAAAGUUCUUCUGCCAGUUGCAUAUACUCUUUUCCCAAUGGCAAUAGUCUUGAAUAAUUUUAGUGAAGAUUACGUAUGCAUUCGAAGCAGCAAUGUUAAUCUUGUCAUAAAAUAACCUCAUUUGUCAUUGAUGAGUAUGCCUUCAAGAUGUGAAAUUGGUGAUCCAUCUCACAGUUCAGAUGGCAUUUUCUGCGGGUUAGUUUAUAGUGAAAUUCACCUUGGAAUAUGGACAAAAAAUUAUCAGGAACUCUUAAACUGUUAUCAGUUGUGAAGUUAUAACCGCCAGUAAAUGAUGAUUGUACCAAAUACUUAACUAUUUUCGUUACAAAAUCUUUUGUAACAUGAUCAUCUUUUCUUUUGCUAUUAUAUAUUUUACCAUUUAGUGUAAAUACAUUCGUAGAAACCCAGUACUAAAAACUGUUUAUUCCAUAUUUAUGUGUUCAUGAUUUGUGUUUCUUGUCAAGUAAAUAAUAAAGUCUGGAAUGAAAAGGAAUAAAUUCCGACAACAUAAAUGUGUUUCACAUGGGUUAAAAGAUCCAUCGAGGAAAAACCAACUACUGAGCCUGGGAGGCCCACAUAGUGGACAUCACAACUACGUACAGAAAAUAUUGAAAAUAUGAAAAAUGUUCGUGGCUUAUUGGACCACUCUUUGCUAUAAGAAAAGAAACAUAACAGAAGGUAUCAUGAGAGGACACUCCUGUCAUGUUAAUAGAAAAAUAUUUACACCAUUAAGAAAUACAGCUGGGUCUCUGAGGCCCACUAAUUGCACUGAAGGGUUAAUAUUAUUGAUACAAUAACAUUGGAUACAUGUGGUUGUUCCUGAGAUUUGUGUUAAUUCAGAUAAAACUGAUAGAUUUGAUUCGGAAACAAUUCUGUUGCUGAAUAUUACUUGGAAUCCAUUUUUACUGGUCUAGUAUGAGUUCAAUUGUCUCAAAAUAAUUUCAUACUUUGUUUAUAAAGUGUUUUGUAAAUCAGUGUUGUUCAUCAGUGUUUUGAUUGAUCAAAACCAUAAAAUAAUAGUGAUGAUGAAGAUAAAGAUAAUAGUACAUGGUUCACAAAUGGCAGAGGUUUUUGUUUUAUGCUGUCAGUCAUUUUUGGCUUCUGUGGACAUUUACUGUUUUGUAAAUUUCUAUGUGCUUGUUAAACUACAAUGCAUUGGAUUCAAUAAACUCUGGCGUAUAAAUGAAGUGAUAUUUAUCUACAUAAUGUUUUUAUUCGGUCAAUAUUUGGA